GUUUGCAGCCGUUUUCUCUCCCCUGUAGGGAGAACCUGAGCUGCACACUGGAGCCGCCUUAAAACGGGGCUCUGGGGGCCCCUCUACCGGGCCCCCCUCGGACUUUAUCAGUGGAGUUUUAUUUUUUUUUAGUUCAUAUUUUAUUUUUGUUUAUGAGAGAGAAAGAUACCUCUUUUCAAAGAGAGGGACAGCUCAUGAAAGCCUGAAACUUUCUGAAAAGUGAAUAACUUCCGGCGCUCCUUAUCCAGUCCGUGUGGACUUCCUCACCCCGUUGGUGGGAAACUUAGAUGUCUUGUUUCCCAUCGCUCCUGGGUCGGAAACCUCCUUGGAGUCUCCACUUGGCACCCGGGAGUCGGGGUACAAUUGCUGGAGCUUCUCGCACCCGUGGCUACCGAGGUAGAAGAUUCUGGAAACACUCUUCCCCUGUGGGCACAGGUUAAGCCUGAAGGACUGCCGAGAUGACCAAAGCACUAGCCACCAAGAAGACACAGAACCCCCCCAACGCGGGGGCCCUCUGUCCCUUUUACACCUCAGAACUGCCAUCGCAGGUCCUGGAGAAGCCAAUGAGGAGCAUCAAGUACAUGGAGAAGGAAAUAAUAAACCUCAAAAAAGACCUUAGACGAAGCCGCUUCCUGAUCCAGUCCGUGAAGAUAGGCCGCGGGUACUUCACCAUGCUGCAGGAGGAGAGCGCCUGGAAGAAGAGGCAGCAGCAGCUCCAGAAACAGAGAGAGGAAGAAAGACAUAAGUUCCAACCGGCCAAAAGGGUCUCAGACCUCCAUUACAGGGAUAUUCUUUUGGCCACGCACGAUGGCGAGAAGAUCAAGAAGCUGGGGGCCAGCACCCUGUUCCGCCCGUUCACCCCCAGGCACAGCUGCAUCAUCGCGCCCUUGCUGCCCAAGGCUCACGUGGAACCCCUCUUCCGCCAGCUCUGUGCCCUCCACUGGCUUCUGGAGGCCCUGACCAUUGACCACACCCACCACACCAUGAAGCCCUUGAUCACCUGCUGGAACCCCAAGGACCCAGGUGGAAGCAAGAGCACGAUAAAAAAAAUCAACAAAGAGAAGACCACCGGCCAGAGGUGGGAGCAGUUCAUCACGGUGCCGAAGACCAAGAAAUUUAAACUCCCUCCGCUCCGCAUAAGCCGCAAACCCAGCCGGCGAGGCUCCACGCUCAGUCUGUCCCGGGCCAGUGGGGCGUCAUCUCCCCAGAGCAGCGUGAUCUCCGUGAACGCCGGCUCAGAGGAGCCCGCUAACGUGGCCUUCCAGGGCACGGGCAGCAAGGACGAGGACAACGAAUCGUCUUCCACCAAGCCAGAAGAAGAACAACUCCACAUCAAUCUGCAGAAGCUCCUGGAGAUGGUUGGGGAGGACGCCCGGAGGACGGUCACGAUGGAGAAUGAGAUGCGAAAAGUAGCGCCCAGUUCCUUGUCUACGAUGAGACAAAAGAGCGAUUCUGCCUAUAAAGACAUGCAGACCACCCGCAAAUCAAGUGACAGAUCCAGCAGUAAAAGCGCAGAAAGCCACAGCCAGCCCACUCAGAAGAAGUCUAAAGGCCGCACCAAUCGCGACCUCAUCCACUACAAGAGCAGCGUGUGCAGCACCAUGAAGGCCAAGUUCUACAGUGUGGCCCAGGAGGCCGGCUUCUGUCUACAGGACAAGAUGGAAAUCCUCAUGAAGCGCCAAGAAGAGAGAGGUCUCCAGAAGUUCCACGCUUUUGUCCUCGUCUCGAAUUUCCAGAAGGACGUAGCAAAAAUGAGACAUAGAGUCUCCGUGGUAAAAGGACGCGUAGAAGAGGUUGCCGACCACUGGUACUUUGAUCUUCUGUCCAAACUCCCGGAAGACCUGAAGAAUUUCCGCCCCGCCAAAAAGAUCCUGGCAAAACUGCAGAAGUUUGGGGAAAACCUGGACCUGAGGAUCAGGCCCCACGUCCUCCUGAAGGUUCUGCAGGACCUGAGAAUCUGGGAACUGUGCUCUCCUGACAUUGCCGUGGCCAUCGAGUUUGUGCGAGAGCACAUCAUCCACAUGCCCCAGGCGGAUUACAUCACCUGGCUGCAGAACCGGAUCAGCAACCCCAUCCGGCCCCACAGCGUCCAGAUAUAGCUGGGGCCUGAGUCGCCCAGCCGUCCCCGGGGAGGAGGUCUCCACUGUGCUCCUGCUCCCUGCCUCCUCUCCUG
Messenger RNA from Phyllostomus discolor (pale spear-nosed bat), 2173 nucleotides. It is a transcript of the gene CCDC60, whose product is annotated as coiled-coil domain containing 60. Bases 459 to 2099 code for a protein of 546 amino acids. The transcript is spliced from 14 exons. The record is from RefSeq and is a predicted model, not a curated record. NCBI's taxonomy places the organism in Eukaryota, Metazoa, Chordata, Mammalia, Chiroptera, Phyllostomidae.